Molecule: messenger RNA, 288 nt
Organism: Funneliformis mosseae
Lineage: Eukaryota; Fungi; Glomeromycota; Glomeromycetes; Glomerales; Glomeraceae
Source: the annotation of a GenBank genome assembly
AUGACCAUUGAAAUAUCUAGUUUAGACAAAAUCCGAGAUUCACUUUAUGAAUUGUUAAACACCUACAUUUUGCCAUCAAAUCUGAUGAAGUAUCUUUUCCUCGCUAUAGUAAGAAGAGCUGAUAACAAUGUCAAAUGCGAAAUUCUUGAAAAAGCGGCCGAAUUUGAGCAUCGAAGUGUGAUUGGAUCGAAAGCAAUUAUCCAUAUUGAAGCUUUUGUGAUUAAUGCAAUGUAUAUUAUUGGACGUCAUAAAGAAGGACUCAAUCAGGAAAGUAUGGAUAUUGAUUAA